ACACACACUCUCACACACACACACACACACUCUCUCUCUCUCUCUCUCUCUCACACACACACACACACACACACACACACACACACACACACGUAUCCUGUCUCCCACGAAGGCAUCUGUUUCAGUCUGUCUCUCUGUGAGAUGCAGCACCAACAGAGGAGAGAGGGGGAGACAAAAAGGCAGGCAGAAGAGAGGAGGGAGGGAUAAGAAAAGAGAGGAGAGAGGAAGGAGACAUAGAGCAGAGAGAAAUAGGAGAGAGAAGACUGAAAUUAAGUAAACAGAAAGGGAAGACAAGUGCAGCAAAGACAGGGCAAAACCUGAGGAGGAGAGGAUGCUGCUGCAUCUGAGCGUCUCUGCCUGACUUCUGAGGAGUUUGGGCUCGGACAUGACAGAGAUGCAGCAUCCAAGUGUCUGAGUCUGAGCAUCUCCAGUUUGUGUGUGUGAGAGUGUGUUAAUGUGUGUGAAGCCAUGGCGAGCGCUCAGCCAGGGGUCCAUGCAUUGAAACUCCAGCCUCCCUCUGUGUCUCACACACUGAGGAACGGAAGCAACUUCAUUAAAUGGGACGAGGAUCUGUCUACAGUAACUCCAGUGACUCUACACGUUGAUCCACAUGGAUUUUACCUCUACUGGACCGACCAAAACAAGGAGACAGAGUUGUUGGACCUGACCCUCGUAAAAGAUGUCAGAACGGGGAGAAGCACCAAAACACCCAAGGAGGCCAAGCUGCGGGAGCUGCUCGAUGUGGGAAACCUGGUUGGCCGGCUUGAGAACCGCAUGGUUACCGUGGUUACGGCUUCAGACCUUGUAAACGUCAACCAGCUCAACUUCAUUGCUUCACAGGAGGAUGAAGCUAAGGUAUGGUGUGAGGAACUGUUUUCCCUGUCUUCCAACCUGCUGAGCCACAAUCUUAACAGAGACCACGCUCUGUUGAAAGCGUACGUCAGGUUAACGCUCCAGCUGAACACAGAGGGCAGAAUUCCUGUCAAGAACAUUGUUCGACUGUUUUCAUCAGACAGAAAGAGAGUAGAGAAUGCCCUGGAGAACUGCAGACUGCCCUACAGCCGGGGUGACAGUAUCAAACUGGAGGACUUUACACUAGAAGUUUACAGGAGCUUUUUGGACUUUCUGUGUCCUCGUACUGAGCUUAACAACAUCUUCAAACAGCAAGGAGGGGAUGAUGGGACGCUGUCAGUCGAUCAGAUGACGGAGUUCAUCAACAACAAGCAGAGAGACCCUAGGCUGAAUGAAAUCCUCUACCCGCCUCUACGUCCUGUACAGACAAACGCUCUGAUGGAGAGGUACCAACAUGACCAGGCACAGCUGAAGCACGGGGUCAUUUCUUUACAGGCAUUCUCCACUUAUCUGUCCAGUGAAGAGAAUGGAGUCAUCCCACCAGAGAAACUGGAUCAGUCUGAAGACAUGAGCUUCCCCCUCUCUCACUACUUCAUCAACUCAUCACAUAAUACAUACCUGACAGCGGGCCAGCUGGCAGGGAGCUCCUCAGUAGAGAUGUACAGACAGGUUCUUCUGGCUGGAUGCCGCUGUGUGGAAUUAGAUGUGUGGAAAGGACGAACUGCUGAGGAGGAACCCGUCAUCACACAUGGGUUCACUAUGACUUCAGAAAUCUGUUUUAAGGAAGUGAUUGAAGCUAUUGCAGAAUGCGCCUUCAAGACCUCACCUUUCCCUGUCAUACUGUCCUUUGAAAACCACGUGGACUCUUUGAAGCAGCAGGCUAAAAUGGCUGAAUAUUGUCAAUCUAUUUUCGGAGAAGCACUGUUGAUUGACCCUCUGGACAAAUACCCUCUGGAGUCAGGUGUUCCCCUGCCCAGUCCUCAGGAGCUGAUGGGCAAAAUUCUCAUCAAGAACAAGAAAUCCCACAAACCCUCCAAUAACACAGACACCAAAAGACUGACGGACCAACCUGCCAAUCAGAGCAACGAUCCAGUGUCUCCUAGCAACAACACAGGAGAGAUGGAGGCUGAGAGUGAGGAAGAUGAUGAUGAUGAAGAUGAUGAUGGUAAAAAGGGCUCAGCAGAGCGAGAGGCCGUGGCCACAGAGGAAAUGUCAACUCUGGUAAACUAUGUCCAGCCAACAAAGUUCAACUCCUUCGAAGCCUCCAAGAAGGCAGCCCGCUGUUACCACAUGUCGUCUUUUGUGGAGACCAAAGCUUUGGAGCACCUCACAAAGUCACCAGUGGAGUUUGUAGAAUAUAAUAAAUCCCAGUUGAGUCGUAUCUAUCCAAAAGGAACCCGAGUCGACUCAUCCAACUUCAUGCCUCAACUUUUUUGGAACGCUGGCUGUCAGCUGGUGGCUCUCAACUACCAAACAAUAGAUUUGUCCACGCAGCUGAAUCUCUUCAUGUUCGAGUACAACGGUCGGAGUGGCUACAGGCUGAAGCCUGAGUUCAUGAGACGGCCAGACAAACACUUUGACCCCUUCACAGAAAACACAGUGGAUGGCAUCGUAGCCAACACCCUCUCUGUGAAGGUGAUUUCAGGCCAGUUUCUGACUGAGCGGCGGGUGGGUGUGUAUGUGGAGGUGGAGAUGUUUGGACUUCCAGCGGACACCAGGAGGAAAGCGCUGAAGACCAAAACCUCCCAGAACAACAACGCCAUCAAUCCAGUGUGGGACGAAGAGCCCAUUGUCUUCAAAAAGGUGAUUCUUCCGACCCUGGCCUCACUGAGAAUCGCUGCUUUUGAGGAAGGAGGGAAGUUUAUUGGUCAUCGGAUUAUUCCAGUGUCUGCCAUUAGACCAGGUUAUCGUUACAUCGGCUUGAGGAAUGAGAAAAACCAGUCUCUGAUUCUACCAGCUGUGUUUGUCUAUAUUGUGGUCAAAGAUUACGUCCCAGACACCUUUGCAGAUGUGAUAGAGGCGUUGUCCAACCCUAUUCGAUAUGUCAACCUCCUGGAGCAGAGGUCUAAACAGCUGGCAGCUCUGACACUGGACGACGUAGAGGAGGACACACAGACUGAGGAGGAGGCAGACACUUGUGCAGAGCGUAAGAACGAUCUGAAAUCAGCUCCACUGGAGAAUGGACUCAGUCCCGCCUCUGGGCCUGCAGGCCACACCCCCAUCGCCACCACGCCCAAAGCCUCUGCGGCCAAUCAGCAAGUAGCUACGACAGAUGCAGCCAAACCAGCAGCAAAGAGUGAAGAUCUGGUUUUAAGUGUUCUGAUAGAUGUCCCAGUGUGCUCCAUCGAGAAUCUGCAGCAGUCCAAGGUUUACCAGAAGGACCAGAGACGUCAGUUCAAAGAGCUGAAGGAGUUAGUGAGGAGGCACCAGAAGAAAACCUCAGAGCUCCUCCGAGACUUCAACAACAAGUACAAGAAGAUGGCCCGACAGUGUAGCAAGAGCAGGGGUUCAUGUUCCGACAGUGAGAAAGACGAGCGCCUCCAGCAGCUGAGAGACGAGCAGCAGCAGCAGCUCCUGGCUCUGAGGCAGGAACAGUACUACAGUCAGAAAUAUCUACAGAGAGAACAUAUUAAAAUGCUCACAGAGCGACUGAGCAGCCUGGCUGAGGAGAGUCACAAUACCCAGAUGAAGAAACUCAAAGACAUCUGUGAAAAGGAGAAAAAAGAACUGAAGAGGCAGAUGGAUCGAAGGAGAACAGAAAAGAUCAACCAAGCGAAGACCAAAGAGAAACACCUGGCUGAAGAGGAGAAGAUUGAGAUCAAUAAGUCCUACGUCAAUGAAGUCGUCCAGAACAUAAAACGGCUUGAGGAGACUCAGGCGAAGCGCCACGAUCAGCUGGUGGAACAGCACAAUGACCUCCUGCAGGAGAUACAAGACCAGAAACCAAAGCUGCAAGGGGCCGUGGAGGCGGAUUUCCAAGAGAAGUUCCAGUGUUUGCCUGGUGAGAUUGAAGACUUCCUGCAGGACAGGAAGCCAGAGGUUAGAGGUCACAGCAAGUCCCGACCAUCGACGCCGCAUGAAACUCUAUCAGAGGAGGACUGAGGAGAAAGACGUGCGGAGGAUGAAGAAGGAGAAUCAAGAAAGUGCAACAGAUCAAAACAAAAUACACGGAAGUAAGAAAGGCAAAAACAGCAGAUGAAAGGGUAGUGAGGGAGCAAAUGAAAGCAGAGGAGAUAUAUUAUAAAGACUGUUACUUUUCUUUUUAAUGGAAGAAUGCUUUAAUGAUUUAUUUCUGGAUUCCAUUCAAGCAUGCACUUUGCUGUAUUCCAGCGUUUAAUCAGAACCCAUUUAAUCUUAUUUUCUGUCAUGUUAUUUUGACAGACAACUGAAACCCAACAGUUUGUACUGCAUGACAACUCUAUCUAUCUAUCUAUCUAUCUAUCUAUCUAUCUAUCUAUCUAUCUAUCUAUCUAUCUAUCUAUCUAUCUAUCUAUCUAUCUAUCUAUCUAUCUAUCUAUCUAUCACUCUAUCUAUCUGACAGUUUGUGCUGUCUGUUUUAUAUGCUCAUGGGGAGACGUUAUAUAAUGGUACACAAUCGCUACGAAUCAAAAACUAAAGUGCGAAUUAACGUAGAAAGAAAAUUGCUGGCACCUCAGCUGGAUUUUUUUAAAGCAUUUAUUGCAUUUUAUUUAUUUAUUAAUGCUGUAUUUGUUACACUCACACACAGUUGCACACACACUCUCUCUCCUGCCCAGUACAUCCACAGUCUGCUUUGCUGGAGUAGCUGGGGGUUAAUGGCUUUGCUCAAGGGCACUUCAGUGGUGGUAAUGAAGGAGUGGCAUAUGCUCCUCUCUUACUUUUCCUACGCAGUUUCAUCCACAUUUUACUAGUCUAACAUUUAGAAAGUAUAGUAGAAUUAGAAAUAAUGUUACAUACUAUAAUUGAUAACAGGCUGAUGUGCACAGCAGCACAAGAUAACACACGUACCGUAGUGUAAUGUGAAUACUGUAUGCUUUCCAGGAUAUAGGAAACACACACACAUACACACACACACACACACACACACACACACAAACACAGUGUUUUUCAAUGAUUUUUGUGAUCAUGGUUUUAUGUUUACAUCAAUGCAUCUAGUAUCAUUAAAUAUUUCAAAAGCAUAUUAUCAGGACAUUUUGGGUUCUUUUGUACCUGAUUGUUCAUUUAGAAGCUGACAGUCAUCCAAGACCUUAACAGGCAUAAUGAGCAUGUUGCCACACUUGUUAUGUGAAAUGAUUUUGAGUGAAGAUAUCAAUGAAUUAGUUUGAUGUGAUGGUGGAGGGUAGAGAAAGAGAACUGACUGUACUUUUUAGUUAAUGAGAUUAAUGCCAUAGACUACCACUGGAUCAUUUAUUACAACCUCAAUAUUUUGAUUAUGCACUUAUUUAUUUAUUUAAUUUGGGAUGAAAUGACUCUCAGUGUCUAUUUCUGUUAAGAUAUUAAAGUUCUAUAUCAUAGCAUGACUGUUAGCCUAUGACAUUUAGAGGAGGGAGGAGAUUUGCACAGAAAGAUAAGGGGAUGAGAAAAAACAAUCUUGCAAAAUCACUUGUUUUUGAUUUCUUUUAAAAAAAAAAAACGAUCAGACUUUUCUGACCAGUAGCGGCAACAUCCCAUCGUUUCCCUCCAACUGCUACACAAAUGGUCUGACAGUUGGAUGUCCUGCUAGAUGUGGAAGAGCCUCAAAGUCUGCUGUCACUGCAUGAUUUAUUUGUUUUUGAUGUGAAACUUGUUUUAACAUAGUUAUCAUUCUGAUGAUCUAUUUAUUUAUUGUUAUUUUCAUGAUAAUUAAGGAUCAAGAGCAUAAACUAUUUCUAAAGCUGUUAACAAUUGUUUCAGAGUGCAAAGUCGACCUUUUUGUAAAAAUGUGAACCGAAUGGAGCUUGUCACUCUUUGUACAGUGAUCUUCCAGAAAAUAUUUGUUGUAACAACUGAGGCUUAAGCUGUGUUCAACAACCUUUUUGCAGAGAACCGUGUCUUCAGAUUUAAGCCACUGUUGCUUGAGAUCAAACUAUCUUGGCCUGACCUCCUAAAGGUAGCUUACACUGCAAUUUCGAUGGCAAUAUUUUCGACUCAGCUGCUUACUCUGCGUGCUAACAUUAAAGUACCUCAGUAUUCUGUCACCACUUAGGUCAAAAUGAUCUGUUAAAAACAUGUUUUAAGUCUGCGAAGUGGCUGAGGUUCUCCAACAAAACGCCUUGUUGAACGCACCCCUGCUUUAGUGAUUAAACUGAGCAUGCUUUAUUGUCUUGGAUUUCUCCGCCAGUUGAAUUGUUUCUUGGUUUUACUGAAUGCAAUUUUAAUUGAAAGACUAUUAAAAAAUAUUUGAUCUAAAA
This is a messenger RNA of Dicentrarchus labrax (European seabass), 6221 nucleotides long. Its product is annotated as 1-phosphatidylinositol 4,5-bisphosphate phosphodiesterase beta-1. NCBI's taxonomy places the organism in Eukaryota, Metazoa, Chordata, Actinopteri, Moronidae. The record is from RefSeq and is a predicted model, not a curated record. The transcript has 32 exons. Gene Ontology annotation, biological process: memory; lipid catabolic process; phosphatidylinositol-mediated signaling. Gene Ontology annotation, cellular component: cytoplasm; nuclear speck. Gene Ontology annotation, molecular function: phosphatidylinositol-4,5-bisphosphate phospholipase C activity; calcium ion binding; calmodulin binding. The coding region runs from base 469 to 3954 and encodes 1161 amino acids.